AUGUCCUCCUCUGCCGACCAGUUCCCCAAGCCUGUAGGCGCGACUCUGCUCGUUCCGCCCGCGGACCGCGAUCAGUUCUCCCCGGCCCAGUCCAGUUUUUCCUUUGAAGAAAUUCCCCCCACGUCUCCCCGUGGCUUUGCUGAAGCCGACUCGCUGGUGGACCGGAAAGGCAUUACCCGCAACCUCGAAUGGGGCGCGCCGGGUGAGAAGAAGGACCCGGAAGCCGUCAGUGGCCUUAGCCGCAGCCACAACUCCAAGAGGACCCAGUAUUUCGAAGGCCAAUUCAACGAACGAGACACCACCGGCCCCGCUCGUGACCGCAUCAGCAAAGACAGCCCCAUCGUUGCUGAAAUCAAGACCAACGUAAUUAUCAAGGAUGAGUACACUCUUGUCACGGACCUUUCCUACCAGAUGUCACAGCGCUUCCAGCGCCCCGAGCACUGCAUCAUGGUCAGCCUGGAUCACUCGGCCUGCCUCUUGCUCGGUGGCUCGUUCGAACCAGCUUACAUUCUUACCAUCACUGCACUCCCCUCUCAGCUUCAGCCCGUCACGAACAAGCGCAACGCAGCCAUGCUGCAGACCUUCCUCCGCGACAUCCUCGGUGUUCCAGCGGACCGGGGCAUUGUCAAGUUCCAAGCCAUUGAAGAGGCCAACCUGGCUACCGAUGGUCGCACCGUGCUCGGUGAAAUCGAGCGCGAAGAAAGGAGGCAGGCAGAGGAAAAUGGUGGCUUGAAGCGUGCCGUGACCAAAGCGUCCAGGAGGUCUAGCCUGAAACCCAAGAAGAGCUUGACUCUGUCGCGCAAAGGUUCUACCAGGUCUGGCCGCGUGAUCACUCCGCCCAUCCCCAGCCCGGGGCCUUUCGAUUCGGUCACUGCCAUCGCCGAAUACGAGGAGAAUGACGAGGUUUCUCCCAUGGACAGCAAGCUGAAUGGCCAUUCAACGAGAAGAUCCAAGCCAUCCCUCAUGAAGUCGACGCCCAACCUCCUAGCCCCACCGAUUCCCGAGGAGAAGGCAAUGCCAAGGAUUGGCAAGAGGAAGAGCUUUAUUGCCAUCUUCAGAAGAUGA
This is a messenger RNA of Lasiodiplodia theobromae, 1065 nucleotides long. Its product is annotated as MIF domain containing protein. The transcript is spliced from 2 exons. Gene Ontology annotation, molecular function: phenylpyruvate tautomerase activity. Lineage: Eukaryota; Fungi; Ascomycota; Dothideomycetes; Botryosphaeriales; Botryosphaeriaceae. The coding region runs from base 1 to 1065 and encodes 354 amino acids. The record is from RefSeq and is a predicted model, not a curated record.